Sparassis crispa is the source of this 1035-nucleotide messenger RNA. Its product is annotated as Ketoreductase azaE. The record is from RefSeq and is a predicted model, not a curated record. The transcript has 4 exons. Bases 1 to 1035 code for a protein of 344 amino acids. Gene Ontology annotation, molecular function: nucleic acid binding; oxidoreductase activity, acting on the CH-OH group of donors, NAD or NADP as acceptor; methyltransferase activity. NCBI's taxonomy places the organism in Eukaryota, Fungi, Basidiomycota, Agaricomycetes, Polyporales, Sparassidaceae. Gene Ontology annotation, biological process: methylation.
AUGCCCGCCGUCACCCCCGGAACUGGAAAAGUGCUCGUCACAGGCGCGAACGGCUACAUCGCGAUCUGGGUCGUGCGUACGCUACUCGAGCAGGGCUACGCUGUGCGCGGCACCGUACGCUCCCACAUCAAGGCGAAGCACCUGCACAAGACGUUCAAGUCUUAUGGUGAUAAGCUGGAGAUCGUCAUCGUCGAGGACAUCACCAAGGAAGGCGCGUUCGACGAGGCUGUUAAGGGCGUCGUCGCGAUCGAGCACACCGCGUCGCCCUUCCACUUCAACGCCGUCGAGCCCGACGAGCUCAUUGGUCCCGCGGUAAACGGCACGCUGAGCGUCCUGCAGAGCGCGCUCAAGUACGGCUCUGCAGUCAAGCGCAUCGUCGUCACGUCCUCCUGCGCCGCCGUGCUCACCGUCUCACCGGAGCCGCACGUUUUCAGCGAGCUCGACUGGAACAACAAGUCCAUCAAGGAGGUCGAGGAGCAAGGGCGCAACGCGCUCGGGGCGUCCAAGUACCGCGCCAGCAAAACGCUCGCGGAGCGGGCCGCAUGGGAUUUUGUCGCGAAGAACAAGGAGCAGCUCAGCUGGGACCUCGUCGUGCUGAACCCGCCGUACGUGUUCGGCCCGGUCUUGCACGCCGUCGGAGCGCACGAGCAACUCAACUCGUCCAUGCACGAGUGGUUCUUGACCGUGUUUAAAGGCGCGAAGGACAAUGCUGCGCUCGGUACCGGCUCAAGCUGGAUCGAUGUGCGCGACCUGGCAGAUGCACACACGCUUGCACUGGUGAAGGCGGAAGCUGGCGGCGAGCGCAUUAUCGUGUCUGCCGGCGCAUACAACUGGCAGGACUGGUUGAACGCCGCGCGCAAGUUUGAGCCAUCCACUCCUGCAGGAAACGAGUCGUACAAGCCUGAGGAGGCCGUGUACGUCAUCAAAUACAACACGGCGAAGGCGGCCAAGUUGCUCGGACUGAAGUACCAUACGAUUGAAGAGAGCACGCGCGAUAUGAUUGCAGACUUCAAGGUACGCGGAUGGUUGAAGUAG